AUGAUCUCAUCCACUACGAAUAACCACAUGCAUGGCACUGAAGAAGUAUACACCAGACCUGCAAAUUUAACGUAUCCAACAGAGUACGGAAGACCAAAGAACGACCUAAUCCUAAGAGUAAUAGAAAAUAAGGAAAAAGGAAAAGAAAUGGAAAUGAUCCCCUUCUGGUUGAUGCGUCAAGCAGGAAGGUAUUUACCUGAGUAUUUGUUAUUUAGAAAAAAAUAUGGAUUUCUCGAAAUGUGUUAUGAUCCUGAGUUAUCAUCAGAGGUUAGUAUAUUUCCUUUGAAAAGAUUUGCAUGUGAUAUGUUGGUGAUAUUCUCAGAUAUUUUAAUAAUAUUUGUAGCAAUGGGUAUCCAGAUAGAAUUUAUUGAAAAUAUUGGUCCAGUACUUAACAAAGAAAUUUUUACAUAUGAUGAGUUUACAAAAUUGAAUUUAAAUAUACCGGAAGUAAUAGAAAAUCUACAUUAUGUUUAUGACUCUAUAAAUUUAACUAAAAAGAAAAUUAAUAACUCGGUACCUAUCCUAGGAUUCGUUGGUUCUCCUUUCACUUUAUUUACAUAUUUAACAAAAAAUAAUAAAAAGACAUAUGAAGAGAGUUUAAAAUUAAUCUAUGGAAAACCUAAUGAUGCACAUAAGAUGUUACAUAUAUUGACUAAUAUAUGUGCUAAUCAUUUAAUUAAUCAAAUAGAUAGUGGAGCAGAUAUAAUUCAAAUUUUUGACAGUAACGCAGAUAUUGUUGAUAAAGAUCGUUUCAAAGAAUUUAGUUUAUAUUAUAUAAAUAAAGUCAUUCAGCUAGUUAAGAAACAUAGACCUAACACUUAUAUAAUUCUAUUUGUUAAAGAUAAUUUUCAUGAAGAUAUUAAUGAAAUUAAUAUCGACGUAUUAUCCAUUACACAUAAACAGUUGGCAAACAACCAUUCACAGUUUUACUAUAAUUUAUUUAAAAAUAAAAUUAUAAUACAAGGGGCCUUAGACCCAAACAUUCUCCUUCUUGAUGAUGAAAAACUUGUUCAAAAAUACACAGAAGCUAUGAUUGACAAGAUUAGUUACACUAAUAAAUAUAUUGCUAACCUAGGCCAUGGUGUGUUACCUAACUCUAGAAUUGAAAAUGUACAUGCGUUUAUUGAUACAGUGAAGAGGGCUGGAAAAGAGAUGCACACGGAUAAGAACAGGGUGUAA
Plasmodium malariae is the source of this 1179-nucleotide messenger RNA. RefSeq names its product uroporphyrinogen III decarboxylase, putative (gene UROD). Gene Ontology annotation, biological process: heme biosynthetic process. Gene Ontology annotation, molecular function: uroporphyrinogen decarboxylase activity. NCBI's taxonomy places the organism in Eukaryota, Apicomplexa, Aconoidasida, Haemosporida, Plasmodiidae. The record is from RefSeq and is a predicted model, not a curated record. Gene Ontology annotation, cellular component: cytosol. Bases 1 to 1179 code for a protein of 392 amino acids. The transcript is spliced from 2 exons.